This is a messenger RNA of Apaloderma vittatum (bar-tailed trogon), 1050 nucleotides long. Its product is annotated as protein FAM118A-like. NCBI's taxonomy places the organism in Eukaryota, Metazoa, Chordata, Aves, Trogoniformes, Trogonidae. The record is from RefSeq and is a predicted model, not a curated record.
AUGGAUUAAUCAGAACGAUCAACAAUUAGAAGUGAGCAGAAAUCCAGAAAAUCCUUAAAAAGUCUAAUAAUAAAGCAGCCUCAGGACCUUCUUCGUGUAACUGGAACCGAGGUAAGUGCUGCAGUAGCACCAGGAAUCCCAGCACUGUGCUCCCAGAGAAGCUGCAUUGAGGCUGUCACUGAAGGAGCUGAAGAGCUGGAAAUGCUUCAUCCAGGAGACGUUGCUCAAUUUUGUAAAAAUGUAAUCAGAGACCUGCUUGUGGUUGAACGGGAUCUCAUUAGGAAAAUGUUAAGCUUAGUGUACCCAGUAUGUGGUGACUUCUUCCAUGAUUGCUUAAUGGAGGCGGUUGGUAAUCUGUAACAGCACAUUCAGAAUCCGAUUGUUCUGCAAUCAGUCCUGAGACUCAUGGAGAGAGGCACAAUGGUUCUGACUACAAACCAUGAUAAUUUACUUGAAAUACUUGGUCUGCAACAGGGUAAACCUAUGGAAUCUUUAGACUUGAAAGAUACAGGUAAGGUUCUUCAGUGGACAAGAGGUCAUAUAAAAUACAGAGCUCAUAUUCGCAGCUUAUAUACAGAUCCCUGUGCAACAGUGCUAGAUCCCUCGGGAUAUAAGGAUGUUAGUGAAGAUCCUGAAGUCAUGCAAGUUCUUCAAAAUUUGUAUCGAACCAAGUCUUUUUUGUUUUGGGGCUGUGGAGAGAGUCUGUGUAAUCAGAUAUUCCAAGGUCUUUAUGUAAAGACUAAAGUGGAUUUAGAACAUUGUAGGUUGGUGCUUAAAGAAAACGAUGACCACUUAGUGGCAGAUAUGCUGCUGGACGGAAUAAAAGUACUCUCCCACAGGGACUGCUUUCACCAAUUCCUAGAGUGUGUACAAGAUCUGACUGCUCAAAUCUGCAAGUAGAGAAGUCCAGAUGCUGAUCAAGGGGAGAGCACAACACGGCUGGGAACUUCCUGUGUGGACUGUGCUAAAUGGAAGUUGGGAGAAAAUGGCACUGACUUUCCAAUGAGAACCAAGCAGUCAGUAACGGUAUGCCCGCUAUUUAAUAAUUAA